GAAGAAGAAAACCUAAGAGCAGGUAUGUCAGUUCAGAGGUUUCCUUAAGUAACGGAUGCAACAAACACUCUUAGCUAAGAAGAACAUCCAGCAGCCAAGAAGACAAACCUGCUAUAGGUUUCACUUUAACAUAAAAAUAGGCAUCAUCUUUGUUGUUGGGAAGAUGUUUGUCAUCUUGAUUAGCAUCUUAAUGCUCCAAGAUGUACACACGGUCUGUGUUGUGCAAGAUAUUUGCCCAGAGAACACAACCGUGCAGGCCGAGAUCGUAGAUGUGCACAAUGCCUUCAGGAGAGCGGUUGAGCCUCCUGCAGCUGACAUGCUGAUGAUGGCCUACAGUUUGGAGUUAGCAGCCAGUGCUCAGGCUUGGGUUGACAGAUGUAUUCUUGGUCAUGGACCCACCAGCACUCGUCUGCUUGAUGGAUAUGAAUUAGGUGAGAAUCUGUUAUUUUCAUCUUCCCGAUCUUCAUGGACCAACAUUAUAAGUGCCUGGCAUGAUGAGAAGUUACACUAUCGUUAUCCCAAUGGAUCCACCAACGGACAACCCAUCGGUCAUUACACACAGGUGGUGUGGAACAGCUCCUACAAAGUGGGCUGUGGACUUGCUCUAUGUCCCAACAACAUCUACUUCUACGGCUGCCAUUACUACAGAGCUGGAAACUUCAAGAGAUGGCCACCUUACAAGGUUGGAACCUCAUGUGCUUCUUGUCCAAACAACUGUGUGGACAACCUCUGUACCAAUCCAUGUCCUUAUAUAAACAGCUUCAUCAACUGUCCCAAAUUGAAAGUCAUCAAUGGAUGCAACAACCCGCUGGUGUUUGCCUGGUGUCCUGCUUCAUGCAAAUGUACCACUGAGAUUGUUCCAAUAUAUUAGACAUGCUCAGCUUGUGUUCUUUAUCUAGCGAAUCAAAUGCCUGAUGCUGGCGGCUUCAAAGUACAAUAAAGUUGAUCAUUUAAAAUUGG
Molecule: messenger RNA, 960 nt
Organism: Girardinichthys multiradiatus
Lineage: Eukaryota; Metazoa; Chordata; Actinopteri; Cyprinodontiformes; Goodeidae
Product: cysteine-rich venom protein
Exons: 9
Coding region: 56-871 (271 amino acids)
Cellular component (GO): extracellular region
Source: RefSeq, a predicted model, not a curated record